This is a messenger RNA of Anneissia japonica, 1258 nucleotides long. Its product is annotated as sodium-dependent glucose transporter 1-like. The transcript is spliced from 2 exons. The record is from RefSeq and is a predicted model, not a curated record. NCBI's taxonomy places the organism in Eukaryota, Metazoa, Echinodermata, Crinoidea, Comatulida, Comatulidae. The coding region runs from base 388 to 873 and encodes 161 amino acids.
AGUGCUUUUGACUGUUUUAAUGUAGAGAAACAGAUGGAUGUUAGGUGGGCAGAUAUUGACUUUUUUUGGCGAUGGACUUGUAACUAAAAGGUUAAAAUAAACUAAGUAACCCACCAUAAAUUUAUCGGAGAUCUAUGAUUAUGGCCGUGCAGUGUAUUUAUUAGGAUUGUUUGGAAAUUUCUAACAGUGAGAUGACAGGGACGCUGUGUUCAAACAGGUUGUUCAGAAUGGGUUACCGCGGUAAUUAACACUUGUUACGCUCCUGUGAGUAUCCUGCUGGUUGUGCUUAUUUAUUUUUUACGAUAUUCAAAAGAACAGCUUAUCACAAUUUAUAUUUAAAUAUAACACAUAAAAGUCUUUAUUACACACCGUUACAAAAUCUUUAAAAUGGCAGACAGAAAGAAAAAAUCAGAGACUACAUCUACAGAAACUUCGAAGGAAACGAUGUCUUCGUCGAGUCCUCCAACAACAAUAACAUCGAAAGAUCUCUUUGGAAAAAACUUGCAGGCAACGAUAACGUAUUGUAGUGUGUUCUGGAGUUUUGGAAUGUGUGUUGCAUUAUUAGGGCCUACAUUGUUGGAUCUUGGAUGCCAGACAAGCUCAAAAUUGGACUCGAUGGCUUGGGUUUUCCUUGCUCAAACCCUUAGUACUUUAGUUGGAUCAAUGCUUGGAGGAAUUCUGGUUGACAGGGGUCAUAAGUCUCCACAAUUUGCGAGAGUCUCCUGGAAAUCAGAAAGGCCUCCCACACUAAUGCAAGCAAGAAGAAUCUCCUGGGCAAAUACUGUAACAUCUCCCCCAAAAUUCAUGAUAUUUGCAUGUAUUUACCAAUGUAAUCAGUUGUCUGCUGGAUUUCAGUGUGGAUGGGUGCAGUAGGCCAACGGUAGAUGAAGAAAGCUCAUUUAAACAGGUCUCCCAGAUGUGGAUUUUUUCAUCUUGGGACCACUGCUUUCUUUAUUUCUUUAGAUACUGCUUGAACAACUGAACUUGUUAGGGCCCUGUAGCUCAGUCAUGACCACUGCCCUUCAAACCUCCAAAUUAAUUAGUAUUUUAAUUAUAAGUUAGUAUUUUAAUUAUAGUAGAAAUAAGCCUAUUGGGAAUUCUUGAGAUAUUGAUUAUCUUGUAAGUUAUUGACAUCUGCCUAUCACCUAUUCGUUCUCUUGUGGCAGGCCUCAGGACCCCUGACGCUUAAUGUAAAUAUAAUGCGCUCUCUUAUGGUAGUCCCCAGGGCCCCUGACCCAUAGGUAUGUGCUCUUGUGGU